AGCGAAGCAUCUGUUGGUGACUUCGUAGAAAAAUAGAAAACUGCAAAAUACAACCGUUAUAGCAAGCACAGAAUAAUAGAAUUAGCUACUGGAGAAAUUUAAAGAUGGUGGUAUUGCAGACAUUUGGACUAGCAUUUGCGCGUAAAGCUAGUUACAUUAUAUUUGCAUAGCGACGAAGAUGCAAGGGGGAAGCUGUCAGAUAUACGAUAUGCUAUAAUAUAAGCCAAUAACAUGGCGUAUUCCGAACUUGUAUCAAAGAGGAGCGUUUUCCGGCACUCCAAUGAACGUGAUUCUCCCCUGCCCAUGCCCCCAGUCCUACCACCCAGGCUGCGAUGCCGGUUUUUUGUUAUAAGAUCCUUGCAGGAUCGUCGCUUAGAAAUGUCUCGAGUUAUUCAAAUGAAAAGGAACUGAUUGCUGCUUAAGCUCAGCGCUUGCAUUUAGAUUAAAAAUGAAGGGAGAAAUGCUAGAGCUAAUGAAGACAAAUAAGAACAGCUGUAGGUUUAUAAAUAUUCACGCACCCGAAUUAUGAAGAGUGGAUUCUGCACAAAUAACUUCCGUGAAAUAGUACCUUUUCUGAGUGUAUGUUGAAGUUUGCCAAAAACUCGUCUGCCUUAAGUCCAUGACAAAUAGCAACAAUUUCCACAAAGUUAUUUCUUCAAAGGUUCAGUCUUAAAGUGAUGUGAACGAACAGAUGUGUAAUAUUUGGCAACAGUUAUGUUUAUCUUUCCAAUCUUGAAUUCUAUAAAGUCUACGUGAAAUCGCAUUUUGCAGAACUUGAGCAGACCAAUUAGUGGCAAUGGAUCAAAAGGUGUUUCUGAAAGGAGUUUUGCUCAUGUGCAUCAUAAUUGCAGAGUUUUACACCAUAACGUUUGGCCAAGAAAAUCGGCCAAGAGACUGCCAGUCCCUUCGCACUGCCGGAGUGUCUACGAGCGGUGAAUACACGAUAUGGAUCAACGGUGUCACCCCUACAAUUGUCUAUUGUGACAUGGUGACUGAAGGAGGUGGGUGGACCGUGUUCCAGAGACGACAAGAUGCAAGCACCGUGUUUUAUAGGAACUGGAAUGACUAUAAGAUUGGAUUCGGAAAUGCAAGCCGAAAUUUCUGGCUUGGCAAUGAUGCAAUCAGUGAACUGACAAAGGAGGGUGUUUCCAUGCGAAUCGACAUGACCUUGGCUGAUGGCCGAAAGUUCUACGCUCGCUACUUGAACUUCAAAGUUGGAACAGAAGCAAAUAAAUACAAGCUUGAGAUAUCAGGGUUCUCUGGGAAUGUUCAAGACAGCUUCGGUACACGCCAUAACGGCAAAGUUUUCAGUGCCAAGGACAGAGACAAUGAUAAUGACAACGAGCAUUGCGCUCAGUUUUAUAAAUCUGGAUGGUGGCAUGACAGCUGCUUUUCUGCAAAUUUGAAUGCAUUGUAUCCUAUAGAUUCUAAUGGAGGAGAUAUGUACAUCAACUGGAUGGGUAUACUUGGAACAGCGAUCACUGUCACUGACAUGAAGCUGCGAGGGCGAAAAGAUUGCCAGACAUUGUUGCUAGAAGGAAACAGGGUAAGCAAAGAGUAUACAAUAUGGACCAAUGGCUUGACACCAAAAACAGUGUACUGCGAUAUGGAUACCGACAAUGGAGGCUGGAAUGUCAUCCAAAGAAGAAAGGAUGCAAACACAGACUUUUACAGAACAUAUAAUGAUUAUAAACAAGGGUUUGGUGACAUUCACGGAAAUUUCUGGCUUGGCCUGGAUACUAUAAAUGCAUUAACUGCUCAUGGAUAUACGUUACGAGUCGAUAUGAAGGAUGCCAAUGGGCAGCAAUGGUACGCUCAAUACAAGCUUUUUCAAGUGGGAAACAGCGCAGCCAAUUACAAACUGACUGUCUCUGGAUACACCGGAAAUUCAGGAGAUUCCCUGACCAGUCAUAAUAAUGCUCAGUUUAGUGCCAAGGAUGCAGACCACGACUCUUGGUAUUUCAAUUGCGCCACAACGAACCAAGCUGCUUGGUGGUACAAAAGCUGUUUCGAUUCUUCGUUGAACUCUGCUUAUCCAACUGGCUCUGGAGGACAAUUCAACCAAAUGACUUGGCUGAAUGACUUAGGUUACGGUACAAUUAAGUUUUCAGAAAUGAAGGUCCGAAAAAACUUCACAAUUACUCCACCACCGACAACAACACCGGUUAGAACCACUUCUGCACCUAUAACAAAGCACACUGCUUAUGUAAGUGGCUGCAGAAGUUACCGAGUGUUGUCAGAUGAAGCUAGAUUAUACACGGAGACAAACAGUCGCAAUUCAACAUGUGACAGUAAAUUACAUGGCUGGUACAGAUUUAUGUACAACGCAGGCAACAAACUGCUAGAUACAUGCCCCGCUUCAAUUGGAGGCUCGCGUCUCUCUUGUGGAUCUGAAUGGCAAGGUUGGCUUGAUGGUCUUCACCCAACAGAAAAUGAAAGAGAGGUCAAUAGGAGUGUCUGCUUUUCAAGAUACGAUAACUGCACGUGUGAUUAUAGUACGACAAUAAAAGUGAGAAACUGCGGUCAGUAUUAUGUGUAUUACCUGAAUAGAGUGCCAAAGUGUCCUCAGAGGUAUUGCGGAGCCAGAGAUAAAAGAGCGACUGUAUCCUGCACUGACAACUUCAUCCGAGUUGAGCUGGACAAGAAAUAUUUCAAUGCCUCGCUUUACGGAAGCAUAACCCUGCGCGAUAACACAUGCACGGCCUCGUAUUCAAAUGGGAAAAUAAUUCUAGGCAGCUUACCAAGUUCAUGCGGCGCAACGAUGACUGAGACGCCAAACGAGAUCAUAUAUGAGAACAAGAUUAUUAUGAAAGCGAGGAUGAGUGGAGCAGAAGUGAUUUCCCGUAAUCAUGAUCAAUCAAUCAAUAUCAGAUGUGUUUAUAAAAGGAGUGGGUUCGUGGGUGUAUCUUUCGAUCCUAUCAUGAGCUAUAGUGGGUUUGAAGCUGGGAUCGGAAAGUUCCAGUUCAAUUUUGCCAUGUACCAAAGCGAACAGUUUCUGAGCCGCUACUACGCAUACCCGGUUAAAGUAAAUACACGAGAUCGCUUGCACUUCCAGAUGUCUGCCAUUGUAGAGGACAGUAGACUUGAGUUAUUGAUUGACCAAUGCUAUUCAACGCCGAAUAUGAACAAACAUACCACAACAAAUACAUGAUCAUCAACAAUGGGUGUCCAACUGACAACACUGUUGCAUUUCACGGAAGUAAAGCACAAUUCCAAAGAUUCAGCAUGGAUGCUUUCCGUUACCUCAGCAACACGACAACUGUAUUUAUUCACUGCCUCGUUUUCCUGUGUCACAAGUCGUCUA
Molecule: messenger RNA, 3304 nt
Organism: Rhopilema esculentum
Lineage: Eukaryota; Metazoa; Cnidaria; Scyphozoa; Rhizostomeae; Rhizostomatidae
Source: RefSeq, a predicted model, not a curated record